Miscanthus lutarioriparius is the source of this 459-nucleotide messenger RNA. NCBI's taxonomy places the organism in Eukaryota, Viridiplantae, Streptophyta, Magnoliopsida, Poales, Poaceae. The record is from the annotation of a GenBank genome assembly.
AUGCACAGUCCGGUCCCGCUCCUCGUCCUGCUCCUCUGCACGGCCGCGGCGGCCUCCAACGGCUCCCAGUCCCAGGUACGUCACGUCACGUCAGCCGCCAGCGUCUUCUCCUCCCCUAUCCUCACUUUGCCGCCUCGAUCCCCUGCUGCAAUUCCGGCUCACAUUGCGUCACGCCGCGCGCAGUCGCAGGCACCGGGGGCGGCGCGGCGGGGGAUGAUGGUGCCGGUGGCCCCCGCGGAGUCGGAGCUCGGCGCCAUGGCGCUCGCCCUCAACGACACGCGGCGCCGGCUCGGGGGCAGCUUCCAGCUCUGCGCGCCCUGCACCUGCUGCCGCGGGGCCAGCGGCGCCUGCGUCCUCGCGCCCUGCUGCUACUCCAUCAACUGCAACAUCCCCAACCGCCCCUUCGGGUACUGCUCCUUCACGCCCAAGUCCUGCGAGUGCAGCGGAUGCAACCUGUGA